Molecule: messenger RNA, 1587 nt
Organism: Carya illinoinensis
Lineage: Eukaryota; Viridiplantae; Streptophyta; Magnoliopsida; Fagales; Juglandaceae
Product: receptor like protein 22-like
Exons: 2
Coding region: 1-1587 (528 amino acids)
Molecular function (GO): protein binding
Source: RefSeq, a predicted model, not a curated record
AUGAAUGCACAAAACUCUGAACAAAUUCUCAACAAUCGACUCCGAGUAAAAACAUUUAUUGAUGUUGUUCGAUGGCUUGCAUUUCAAGGAUGUGCAUUUACAGGUCAUGAUGAGACCUUUGAUUCAAAAAAUCGAGGUAAUUUUCUGGAUAUGCUUAAACUCUUGGCUUCGUAUAAUGACAAAGUUGGAAAACUUGUUUUGGAAAAUGCUCAUAAAUCCUCAAAGUAUAAUUCACCCCAAAUUCAAAAAGAGAUUUUAGAAGUUCUUGCAAAGAAAGUAAGAAAUAAAAUUCGUGAAGAUGUUGGAGAUUCUCAAUUUUGCAUUAUUUUUUAUGAGGCACGAGAUGAGUCUAAGAGGGAGCAAAUGGCUAUAAUUUUGAGAUUUGUUGAUGUUGAUGGUUUUAUACAAGAACGAUUUUUUGAUCUUGUACAUAUUAAAGACACAUCGGUAUUGACUCUAAAGAAUGAAAUAUCUGCAGCUCUUUCUCUUCAUUGUCUUGAUAUUCAAAAUAUUCGUGGACAAGGAUAUGAUGGUGCUAGUAAUAUGCGUGGUGAAUGGAACGGAUUGCAAGCAUUAUUUCUUAAAGAUUGCCCAUAUGCAUACUAUAGUAAAUUCCUGACUCCGCCACUGCUGGGAAGGAAUGGGAAGCUUCAACUUCUUGAUCUUUUGUCAAAUAAUUUAACUGGGACUCUGCCUCCUUAUAUAUGUUUUGGGAAUCGGCUUAAGAUUCUAAAUACUGAAGAAAAUUUAUUGGUCGGUCCAAUCCCAAAUUCACUCGAGAGGUGUGAGUCGCUAUCUGAGAUUCGAAUGGGGCGCAACUUUCUCAACGGUUCAAUGCCAAGAGACCUUUUCAGUUUGCCCAAUCUCACUAAUGUGAUGCUGCAGAGUAACCGUCUGGCUGGGAAGUUUCCCAUUUUCUUGAGAAACGAUUCUAAAUUGGUGAUACUAGAUAUUUCUGACAACAAGAUUCAUGGGGAGCUACCUAGUUGGAUCUGGAGACUUCGGGAUCUUCAGAUUUUGAAUCUUUCUCAUAAUUAUCUAGAGACUCUAGAUGUGAAUUUAAACUCUCCCAAAACUUCCCAAUCCUCAUUUUACAUUCUAGACCUUCAAUCCAACCAGCUCAAAGGGCAACUUUCAACUCUCCCAUUGCAUUUUAGAGAUGAUUACUUCUACCAUGCGGGUCUGACUCGUCUUAGUAGCAUUUUUUUCUUCUCUGUUUUGAGGAAUAAAUUCAACAGGACUAUUCCUACGUCAAUGUGCAAUGCUACACUUCUUGAAGGUGUAGACUUGUCCAAUAAUCUCUUGAUUGGCAUGAUUCCCCAAUGCUUAAUUGCAAUGAAUCUAAGGGUGCUGAAUUUAGGGGGAAACAAUCUUACUGGUGUAAUUCCCGAUUCCUUUUCAGAAGACCUUCUGAGCUUACAAACUUUGGUUCUAAAUGGAAAUCAACUAGAAGGAGAGCUACCAAAAUCCCUAGCCAAGUGCAAUACACAAUUGGAGGUUUUGGACAUCGAGAACAACCGCAUUCAGGAUACCUACCCUUUAUUUGAAGAACAUAGACACGUUGCAAGUCCUUAUUUUGCGAUCUAA